Morus notabilis is the source of this 2102-nucleotide messenger RNA. Its product is annotated as calcium-binding mitochondrial carrier protein SCaMC-1. The record is from RefSeq and is a predicted model, not a curated record. Gene Ontology annotation, molecular function: calcium ion binding; ATP transmembrane transporter activity. Gene Ontology annotation, biological process: transmembrane transport. The transcript is spliced from 5 exons. The coding region runs from base 302 to 1774 and encodes 490 amino acids. NCBI's taxonomy places the organism in Eukaryota, Viridiplantae, Streptophyta, Magnoliopsida, Rosales, Moraceae.
UCUGCAUUUAAGAAAAGAGAAGAAAAAAGAAAGAAAGAAAGAAAAAAAAAGGGGAUGUUUGUGUUUGUGGGAAUCUGAUGGUGGUGGUGGCAAUUGGUUGUAGGUAGGCAACGCUCAGCUAUGGCAGUCGAUUCCCCUUUCUCCCUCUCCCGGCAUUCCCAUUCCCAUUCCCAUUUGCAGUUUUCGGAAUAACCCCAACGGCCAGCUGAACUCCAUCUUCAUUCCCCCAUUCCCAUCGUGAUCAGGUUGAUUCCGACUCUCCGUGAUUCCAAUUCCGUCGUCUUCUCCGCGAGGAAAAAAAAUGGAGGAAUCGAAAGAGACGGUGAAGACGAAGAAAGCAGGGGCAGGGACAAUAUCAAUAUCAAUGGAUCACGUGCUAAUGGCGUUGAGAGAGACCAAGGAAGAGAGGGAAAUGAGAAUAAGGAGUCUUUUCAAUUACUUCGACGCCUCAAACGCUGGCUAUUUGGAUUAUGGUUCGAUAGAGGAGGGUCUCAAAUCUCUCCAGAUUCCGUCGGAUUAUAAGUACGCCAAGGAUUUGCUCAACGUUUGCGACGCCAAUCAAGACGGCCAAGUUGAUUACCAGGAGUUCAAGCGCUACAUGGACGACAAGGAGCUGGAGCUCUACCGCAUUUUUCAGGCCAUUGAUAUUGAGCACAAUGGCUGCAUUUUGCCCGAAGAGCUCUCCGAUGCACUCCUUGGAGCAGGGAUUGAAAUAGACGACGAGGAGCUCGCCCUUUUCGUCGAGCGCGUCGAUAAGGACAACAAUGGGGUCAUCACUUUUGAAGAGUGGAGGGAUUUCCUUCUGCUCUACCCUCACGAGGCUACUAUUGAGAACAUUUACCACUAUUUGGAGAGGGUAUGCCUUGUUGAUAUUGGGGAGCAGGCAGUCAUCCCGGAGGGAAUCAGUAAGCAUGUCCACGCCAGCAGAUAUCUCAUUGCUGGGGGAGUUGCCGGCGCAACCUCGCGCACAGCCACCGCUCCUCUUGAUCGAUUGAAGGUUGUUUUGCAAGUGCAAAUGGGGCAGGCUCGUAUCAUGCCUGCUGUAAGAGAUAUAUGGAAAGAAGGCGGACUAUUAGGAUUUUUUCGAGGGAACGGUCUUAACGUCUUGAAGGUGGCCCCUGAAAGUGCCAUCCGGUUCUAUACUUACGAGAUGUUCAAAGGCUUCAUUGCCAGUGCUAAAGGCAAUGAAGAUAAAGCUGAUAUUGGCACUUUGGGCCGCCUCUUAGCUGGUGGUUUUGCAGGCGCUGUGGCCCAGACUACGAUAUAUCCCAUGGAUCUUGUUAAAACCCGGUUACAAACUUUUUCUGGUGAAGGUGGAAGAGUUCCCAAUCUAGGAACCCUAUCAAGAGAUAUAUGGGUUCAGGAGGGACCCCGGGCAUUCUAUCGAGGUCUUUUUCCUUCUGUUCUUGGGAUUAUCCCGUAUGCUGGUAUCGAUCUUGCUGCAUAUGAAACCUUGAAAGAUUUGUCCAAGAAGUAUAUUCUUGAUGGUGAAGCCGGUCCACUUGUGCAAUUGGGAUGCGGAACAAUAUCUGGAGCUCUUGGAGCAACAUGCGUUUACCCGUUGCAGGUUGUCAGGACGAGAAUGCAAGCUCAGCGCUGUAACACAGACAGUGCUUAUAAAGGAAUGGGAGAUGUAUUCAGGAGAACCUUCCAACGUGAAGGGUUUAGGGGAUUCUAUAAAGGAAUAUUUCCUAAUAUGCUCAAAGUAGUUCCAUCGGCAAGUAUCACAUACCUGGUUUAUGAGAGCAUGAAAAAGAGUCUCGAUCUGGAAUAGGGAUCAAUCUAUCUUAGCAUGGCCUCCAUUCAAUAAUUAUUAUGUGAUUUGACAUAGCUGACUGUAGAGUUCACUAAAGUGGAAGUGGAAGUGGAAAGGGGAUGCAAUUGUGGAUGGUAAGAAUAACAUUCUUAGAGAGAUGAUUUGAUCAACAUAUGAUUGUUUUUGGUCACGUAAUGAUUAAAUGUUGCUCGCACUACAUAUUUCAAAGGACAAAAUUGGUUUGUCCAUGAAAGCAGUUAUCCCAAAACUUCCAUGUUGCUUUUAUAUGCGAGCUCACAGAUUGUUGUAUGAUAUUGAUACAAAAAAAACCAAGGAAGAAUUCUCA